CAAGAUGCCUGAAAACAUGCAUGCUGUUCAUGGCUUCGAGGGGGACAACUUCUACAUUCCUUUGAAUAACCGCACGGGGCUGGUGCGGGACCCCUUCCUGUACCCGCAGUACUACCUGGCGGACCCGUGGCAGUUCAAAUUUCUAGCGUUCUACAUGUUUUUGCUCAUCUGUUUAGGUUUUCCCAUCAACGGCUUGACCCUCCUGGUCACGGCGCAACACAAGAAGCUCCGGCAGCCGUUGAACUUCAUCCUGGUGAAUCUGGCCGUCGCGGGGAUGAUCAUGGUGUUAUUCGGCUUCACCAUCACCAUCACUUCGGCGGUCAACGGCUACUUCAUUCUGGGACCCAUUGGAUGCGCCGUUGAAGGUUUUAUGGCGACGCUUGGAGGUGAGGUAGCUCUCUGGUCGCUGGUGGUGCUGGCCAUUGAACGAUACAUCGUGGUCUGUAAGCCCAUGGGAAGCUUCAAAUUCUCUUCAGGACACGCCAUGUCUGGAAUAGGUUUCACCUGGUUCAUGGCCAUGGCUUGUGCUGCUCCACCACUUCUCGGCUGGUCUAGGUACAUUCCCGAGGGUAUUCAGUGCUCAUGUGGGCCAGACUACUACACACUCAGCCCUAAAUUCAACAAUGAGUCCUAUGUGAUCUACAUGUUCGUUUGCCACUUUAUCAUUCCCGUCACCGUCAUAUUUUUCACAUAUGGACGCCUUGUAUGCACAGUGAAGGCGGCCGCAGCGCAGCAGCAAGAUUCAGCCUCCACACAGAAGGCUGAGAGGGAAGUAACACGUAUGGUCAUCCUGAUGGUAUUCGGCUUCCUGGUGGCCUGGACCCCUUAUGCAACUGUCGCAGCUUGGAUCUUUUUCAACAAAGGAGCACCUUUCACAGCCCAGUUCAUGGCUAUUCCCGCCUUCUUCUCAAAGAGCUCCUCUAUCUAUAACCCCAUUAUAUAUGUGCUGCUAAAUAAACAGUUCCGAAACUGCAUGCUAACCACUUUGUUCUGCGGUAAAAACCCCAUGGGAGAUGAGGAGUCCACAGUGUCCACCAGCAAGACAGAAGUGUCUUCUGUGUCCCCGGCAUAACAGUCUCCGGUCCUAUCCACUCACACCUGGAACUCGAGGACUUUCUGGAACGUUUGGAACUCCUACCUUGCAUGCACUCCCACCUUCUCGCUCAGUACACGAGUUUGCAGAUGGUUGUGUCCUGGGUUUAUAUUUGUUUUGCUGCUGCUUCAUCACAGAUUUGUAUUCAUUGCUGUACCCUGUGAGCAUCAGAAUGGGACACACGGUAUUCGGUGGCUCUAGCUCUUCUUGGGGGUGGGGGUUCCUGCCAAACUGCUAGCCAGGUUGCUGAAUAUUUCCCUGUGUUUUUAUUUUCUUCUCUGAUCUAUUAUGGAUAAACUGAUGCAAAUUCGUGCUGGUUUGUUGAAGGCAUU
This is a messenger RNA of Triplophysa dalaica, 1425 nucleotides long. RefSeq names its product green-sensitive opsin-2-like. Lineage: Eukaryota; Metazoa; Chordata; Actinopteri; Cypriniformes; Nemacheilidae. The transcript has 5 exons. The record is from RefSeq and is a predicted model, not a curated record. Gene Ontology annotation, cellular component: membrane; photoreceptor outer segment. The coding region runs from base 5 to 1072 and encodes 355 amino acids. Gene Ontology annotation, biological process: visual perception; phototransduction; G protein-coupled receptor signaling pathway. Gene Ontology annotation, molecular function: G protein-coupled receptor activity.